AUGAAAGCAGUGGGUUACUUCGUCUUUCUGUCCGUUGCUAUUGUAACUGGAAGACCAAAUCGAAAAAUACUAGUCAUCCCUGAAGAAUUUGUUCCUCCAGUAAUAAAAGCGUCAGCUGAUUGUGCAGAUAAAUUUGGUUUGGAGACGAUUGACAUUUUGGCGAAAUAUUUUUCCGGUGGACUGGAAGAUUCUGAUUCAGUCAGAAAGUAUAUGUACUGUCUUGGAACCACCACAGGUUACAUUGAUGGCAAUGCAAAUAUAGUCAAAGGUAAAAUUGCUAAAGUCGUUGGUGAGCACAAAGAAAAAGUAGGUUCUGUUGUCGAUGAAUGUAAUAAAUCGAAAUUUAAUGACAAGUACGAGAAGGUGUUCCAUGUUGUUCAGUGUUUCCGUGAAAAUUCUGGAAUAAUGCUUAAAGUG
Brenthis ino (lesser marbled fritillary) is the source of this 417-nucleotide messenger RNA. The record is from the annotation of a GenBank genome assembly. NCBI's taxonomy places the organism in Eukaryota, Metazoa, Arthropoda, Insecta, Lepidoptera, Nymphalidae.